Chlorella variabilis is the source of this 615-nucleotide messenger RNA. RefSeq lists its product as hypothetical. The record is from RefSeq and is a predicted model, not a curated record. The transcript is spliced from 2 exons. The coding region runs from base 1 to 615 and encodes 204 amino acids. Lineage: Eukaryota; Viridiplantae; Chlorophyta; Trebouxiophyceae; Chlorellales; Chlorellaceae.
AUGCCCGCCUCAGCCUGCAUCUUAUUUGCCUCCAGCCCCUGCCAGCAUUGCAACUGCAUCCUGGAGAGCCCCAGCCCUUGCCAACAUUGCUGCUGCCUGCCCCAGCCCUGCCCACACUGCUGCUGCAUCCUGGAGAGCCCCAGGCCUUGCCAGCACUGCUGCAGCAUCCUGGAGAGCCCAGCCCUCUGCCAACACUGCUGCUGCAUCCUGGAGAGCCCAGCCCUCUGCCAACACUGCUGCUGCCUGCCCCAGCCCUGCCAUCACUGCUGCUGCAUUCUGGAGAGCCCCAGCCUCUGCCAACACGCCCUUUGCCAACACUGCUGCUGCCUGCCCCAGCCCUGCCAGCACUGCUGCUGCAUCCUAGAGAGCCCCAGGCCUUGCCAGCACUGCUGCUGCCUGCCCCAGCCCCUGCCAGCACUGCUGCUGCCUGCCCCAGCCCCUGUCAGCACUGCUGCUGCAUCCUGGAGAGCCCCAGCCCUUGCCAGCACUGCUGUUGCAUGCCCCAGCCCCUGCCAGCACUGCUGCAGCAUCCUGGAGAGCCCAGCCCUCUGCCAACACUGCUGCUGCAUCCUGGAGAGCCCAGUCCUCUGCCAGCACUGCUGCUGCCUGCCCUAG